Colletotrichum lupini is the source of this 2349-nucleotide messenger RNA. Its product is annotated as histone acetylation protein 2. The transcript has 5 exons. Lineage: Eukaryota; Fungi; Ascomycota; Sordariomycetes; Glomerellales; Glomerellaceae. Bases 1 to 2349 code for a protein of 782 amino acids. Gene Ontology annotation, biological process: tRNA wobble uridine modification. Gene Ontology annotation, molecular function: tRNA binding. Gene Ontology annotation, cellular component: cytosol; nucleus; elongator holoenzyme complex. The record is from RefSeq and is a predicted model, not a curated record.
AUGGAAGGGGUCGCAUCCGAUAUAGAGAUGGCAGACGCCUGCGCUCCAUCCUCGUCCUCAUCCUCAUCCUCUGGCCUCUCCCCUCCGCCCACCUACAGCUCAGACUACGAGGGACUUUCCCAAAAAGCUGAGAAAGAUUCUUCCAAAGAGAUUGUCAAAGAGACUGUCGGCUCUCCCAAUGCGCGGGAAGACGCGGAAUCAGAAGCUAUCAACACACAACUUCCCGGCACAGAUCUGCCCAACAUGGCUCGACGUUCGGCGCGCAACUCGAGUAAGCCCAAGCCCGCGACUGCUUCCCCGCCAAAAGUCGCCAAGAGAAAACAGCCUACCAAAGUGGUACCCAAGAAGGGCCCAAAAUGGACAACGCAGAAGCUCUUGACGGAUCCCAAGUCGCCGCUUGCCAGCGCGGAUCUGAGAGCGAUACUCUGCCAGCCAGCGGCAUGGGACAUACUUACGAAGGAGGAGCGUGCCGAGAUCGUCAGCCUCUUCCCAGCCGGCACGCGUAUCAUCGACGCCGGCACCGACGAAGCCCGCCCGGAUUUUGACGCACUUCGCAAUAACAACAACUUUCGCCACGACUGUGCCACGUACGCCGACAACAUCUCCCAGGGCAGGCACGACCCUGAGUGGCUCGAGCAGGCGUGGGUUGCGCGCGAGCGGCGGCUGGCGGGCGACUUUGACGACUAUGUCACGCAAAAGUUUGAGGAUGAGUGGUCGUGCAAGGUGCCAGAGGGCUUUAAGCCAAACAGAGGUGGCGAUGCACCAGGCCCCGCUGCGCCUGCGGAAGCUGGAAAGGCCCAUGUCGAGCAGACGGAGGAAAAUACCGACCAGACAAAGGGAGAUGUUAUCGACAAGGUCCAGGUGGAAGCAGAAGCCAUCAAACAAGUGACGGACACGAAGGCUGCGGACACGACGGGUGACGCUAAUACGGCAAAGGAUAACGAUGCGAGAGAAGCACCGGGCGUCGCACUUGGGUCUCCUCUUCCUGAAGACAUCUCAUCAGCAAAGAUUGGCACAGCUACUACCGAGAUCUCCCUCGAAGAGCAGGUGCCAGAAUCCUCGGAGGUGCCACUUGGAAGCGUUUCUCCUGACAAUUCAUCCCAAAUGGCCAAUCACCAAAACCCGAGCAAACAGACAGAGAAGCAGAAGGGAAAGAAGCCGGUUGAAGUCUGGAAAAACAUCAACGGCGAGAAGAUUCGCGGUUCCAGGCUGUACCUUAGAAAUUGCGCAGCAAAUUCCCUCUUCCACAAUAUAGCAGGAAGAUUCCUUCCAAGACCUGCCACGAUGGCCCCCUCGGCGGAAAACCACAGUCGGUCACAUAGCCUCUUACUGUUCCAGAAGCUGCUCAACCUGAGGGAUGGCGCGAGCCCUUUGACCUUGGUGCUGGACAGUCUCGAGCAAGGCGCUGCGCCAGUCCUUCGGGAGUUCGUCUCCAGAGCCAAGGUUGCAAAAGCCAAGGUAAUUCUGCUGUCUUUCGCGACGCUCAAACGCCCACGAGGCGUGGACGUCGUCGUCAGAGCCCGCGGCAAAACCCUCAAGGCCCUGAGAGCAGAGAUUCUUUCACAUUAUCCCAAGAUAGACCCUACGGCAGUCAAGGGUGCAUCUCCGUCUCAAAAAACGGUAGUCCUGCUCGACUCCCUCAACGAGCUCGCCACAGCUGCGUCGCAGGUCCUGCCCAGCUUCCUCUCCAGCAUCAUCAUGCCCGCCGUGUCGCUGGUGGCCGUCUACCACACCGACGUGCCCCUCGUCCUCCCGCGCGCGGUGAGUGAAUACGAGCCGCACCCACUGACGGUGCUCUCUCACUUGGCGACCUCGAUCCUGAGGCUCUCGGGCCUAAGACAGGGGAUUGAGCGCCAAAAGGCGCGGAACAGGAGUUUGCAGGAGCCCGAGUGGGGGCUGGGGGAAGGGCGGGAGGGCGUCCUCGUCGGGCUCAAGGGCGACGUCAAGUCUGAGGAUUAUCACGGCGUCGUGGUCGAGAUGGAGGUCAGGCGGCGUAGCGGACGGGCCAUGGCGGAGAAGUUUGUUAUCUUGCCACAAAAGUUACAGCAGGUUUCUUCCUCCGCCGCUUCUACUGCUGCUGCAAAGGGGUCGAGGAUCUUCCUCCUCUCGGAGCACCCCGUUUUCGCUGCCCCUGAGGGCUCUGGAGAGGCAGAAGCAGGUCGCGCAGAGGAUGAGGAGCCGGAGAGCACGUUCAACCUGGGUCUCACAGAGAAGCAGCGUAGGGACAGGGAGGGUAUUGUUCUUCCUUACUUUGACGCCCAAACGGACAUAGGGGCUGGUGAGGGUGGCAGGAUCCUGUAUGAGAUGGGUAGGGAGGAUGACUUUGAUGACGAGGAGGAUGAGAUUUAG